UAAUUCUUGUUGAUACUGUUUGAGCAAUUGUUCGGUGCUGGGCUAUAUCUUUGCAGGCAAUGGAAACUCGCCUUGUUAUCCCAGAUCGAAAACUUCUUGCUAGGCUUGUUUUGAUUAGAGAAGAAGCUCGUGAUAUGAUGGGAGGGGGAAUUUUAGAUGAAAGAAAUCACCGGGGAUUCUAUACUCUUCCUCAGCCUGAGGUGGACUUUUUAGCCAAGUUGGUGGCUCUAAAGCCUGGAAAAAUUGUGCUUAAUAUGAUAAGAAAUGUAAUGCAAGGAAAAGAUGAAGGUGCAGACAAUUCUGACAAUGAUGAUAAGGACGACACCCUAGAUGAGGAGCCAGUUGAAUUUCUUGGAAGGCCAAUUGUAACAGGACAAAAGACACUUCCAGUACGCCCCGACAUGUUUCUUGAGACUGUUUCCAAGGUCUUAUCCGGUUUAUAUGUUGGAACUGACUCUGGCAUCACUGCGCAACACCUUGAAUGGGUAUAUUAUUUUCCUCCUUAUAAACUCUCAAAUGUUUCUAUUUGCAAAAUCAAAUCUCAUUUGGUGUCCGUACUGUGGCCCAUUGGAAUGAUAAACACCAUCCCUUUUUCUUUAUAA
Messenger RNA from Cajanus cajan (pigeon pea), 602 nucleotides. NCBI's taxonomy places the organism in Eukaryota, Viridiplantae, Streptophyta, Magnoliopsida, Fabales, Fabaceae. The record is from RefSeq and is a predicted model, not a curated record.